ACAUGGACCCGGGCAUCUCAUGUGACGGAUCCUUCCAGAAUCCAAAACACGCUCGCCCUAAAACCUCCAGACUGCCUAAUUUUCCGACUAGAGGCGGCGGGAGCUUUUAAGUCCGUAAUAGAUUGCGGCAGGAAUUAUAGCAAUAGAGUAGCAUAGUCGAUGGGGAUAAUUAAGAGCUGUUUCUCCUUCAUAGCAGGAACGGUCUGUGGAGUUUACAUUGCUCAAAACUACGAUGUUCCUAACGUCAGGAAGCUCGCCACCACUGGCCUCUUCAUGGCCAAAAUCAUCGAAGAGAAGUAUCGCAAGCCCAAAAGUAAGAAUGACGACGAUUAGCUUCGCAACUAUCAUCAGGUCCUUCACCUUUCGUUUUUACUUUCUGGAAGGAAUUACGGAUCAAUCAUACUCAAUUUAUGAUAUAGCGAAUACAAAUUGGAAUUGGAGUUGUAAUUUGUUUAAUUUUUAAUGGAAUUAACUUUGCAGUGGAAUUCUCAUACUUAUUUUCCGCCUAUUGAAUUGUUAUUUAUUGUUUUAGUGAAUGUUGCAAUUUGAUCAAAA
Molecule: messenger RNA, 555 nt
Organism: Jatropha curcas
Lineage: Eukaryota; Viridiplantae; Streptophyta; Magnoliopsida; Malpighiales; Euphorbiaceae
Source: RefSeq, a predicted model, not a curated record